AUGAAAACUUUACCUCCUGGCACAUUACUGCUUGAAGAAAAUUCAAUAAGAUACUAGAUCUAUUCUGAUGAGUACUACGAGUCCACAUUCGAAAAUGUUUUAGAAUCUAGAAUGGUAAAAGGUUCUAUAUACUCUGAUUUUGGAGUUGAUGAAUCUGUAAUAAAAAAUGGAUGUAAAGAGUACAUUAAGAAUUCUGUAAAUAGAAUAAUUGCUAUUGACACAUCUUAAGAUAGACAUGCAGUAGUUGGUUCUAUAUUUGGUGAAGAUUUUGUUGAUUUUGUAAAAUCAUAAAUGACUGACUCUCGUGAUAAAAAUUUGUAGAUAUUAAAGUAUGUGAACAGAUAAUUAAUCAAACCACUCCUCAAUUUACCUAUCCAAAAAGGAGAAAUCAUAAUUGGAUCAGGAUUUGCUGUCAAAAAAGAAUAUCAGGAUUUAAAAAUAGGAAAAAAUUUAAUUAACUUAUUUUUAAGGAUCGGAAAGUAUUCUAAUUUCAAAAUAUAAUGCGGACUAUUUUACUCCAGAAAAGCUUCUCAUAUUUUAAUGAAAUAAGGUGGCUUUAUAUUAUGCUCUCUGUAACCAGAAAAUUGUAAAGACAUUGAUAAUACAAUCACUAAGUACAUGAAAAACUAUGUUGAAAUAGUAGCUUUUGUUGAUCCAAAUAUUAGUUCUUCAUAAUUUGAUUCCAUAAAGUUUUUACUAAAUCCAGUACCUUAGCAAAUGCUUUGA
Tetrahymena thermophila SB210 is the source of this 726-nucleotide messenger RNA. RefSeq lists its product as hypothetical. The record is from RefSeq and is a predicted model, not a curated record. Lineage: Eukaryota; Ciliophora; Oligohymenophorea; Hymenostomatida; Tetrahymenidae. The transcript has a single exon.